This is a messenger RNA of Cryptomeria japonica (Japanese cedar), 1207 nucleotides long. RefSeq lists its product as uncharacterized. Bases 51 to 509 code for a protein of 152 amino acids. The record is from RefSeq and is a predicted model, not a curated record. NCBI's taxonomy places the organism in Eukaryota, Viridiplantae, Streptophyta, Pinopsida, Cupressales, Cupressaceae. The transcript has 2 exons.
AUUAUAGGAACCUUACAUCCCAUGCAUAGCUAAUAUCCUUGUAGUGAAAGAUGGUAUUAAGAGGCUUCCCCCUGGAGUUUGCUGUGAAUCCUUUUCAGGCAGCAGCAGCUGGCACCUCAAGGAAUUCAUUAGCCCUCAAAGGCAGGAGACUAAUAUGCCAAUCCGCUUCAAUUAGUAGGCAAUUCCAAAGAGCAGAGAAGCGGCGCCUGAGAUGCGGUAAGCAUUAUAUAGAUACGGAGAACAGCCCUGAGGCCUGCUCCUUCCACGGUCACAUGAAUGGUGACAGAGGCUUGUUUUCAUUGGCUCCUCCACAUCAGGGAAUUGAUGGCGAAUGGACAGAUGAAAGUGGAGUGAUUGUUUACAAAUGGAACGACAAAAGAAACAGACCCAACACUGGUAAGAGCAACUGGAAGAAGAGAUGGAGCUGCUGUGGAGAAUAUGAUGAAAAGGCAACUCCCUGCCGACGCGGGCGCCAUGUCUCAUACGAUGAUGGCGGAACCCUUUUUUAGCUUUUUUUACUAGACUUGCAUUUUUUACAUCACAGUUGUGAAAAUACAUACAAGAUUUAGUGAUAUUAGAGUUGCAUAUUGCAGUAGAUAGGGUUGGUUUCUAUUGAUGGCACCAUAUAUGCCUUCUCAAUACGGUCAAGGGAAUUAAAAAAUACGUUUAUGGUAUUCCCAAGUAAAAAUAGAAAUAGAGAGAAUCAAACUAUUUUCUCACAUACGGAUUGGCAUACUGAAAUAAUGGAUACUCUUUAGGGAUGUACUUGCAGAUUUAGGUUGGAGGUCUUCUAGGAUUUAGGUUUAUUUACUCGCGGUUUGAGGUGAUUAGCUCGAGUUAAACAGCUAUGUUGAUUUUGGGCUGCUUAAAUGCUACCAUUGCUUAUAGGACACCUGAUUUCAGAGCUGGAUUGUAGGAAAUUUCGUAUUAAAUGGUAUAUACAGGUCUACAAGACCCAGGCAAUUGCAAAGUCACAGGAAUUAUGCUUAAUUGCAGGAGGAACCAUCCCAACCUUGCAAAAUGUAAAAUCCCAAUAGAUUUACCUCCGUAUACCAGGCACAAGGGUUUUUACUACUUGAUUGGGUGUUAGCUGACAGAGCACUGACCACUGUGUACAUUUAGGUUUGUUAAAGAAUAUAGAUUUGUAAUAAUGUACUGAAACAUGAAAUUUUGUAAUAAGGCUUCAAUUAACCAUGCUUUAGAGUCA